AUGACUAAAUCCAUUUUGUGUGCUGUCUUUAUCAUCCUUAUUCUAGGGGUGAUGGCGAAUGAGAUUCAAGAAAACAAGUGUGGUGAGGUUUUACCACAAGUAGAUUGUGGUGGUGGUGGUGCUUGUGGCGCUCUGUGCCGUCAACUAAAGCACGGAAUCCCUCAGUGCCUUCCGACAUCUAAUGGAAAAUUAGCAUGCUACUGUACUUAUUUAUGCCCUCCUUGA
This is a messenger RNA of Eruca vesicaria subsp. sativa (arugula), 225 nucleotides long. The record is from the annotation of a GenBank genome assembly. NCBI's taxonomy places the organism in Eukaryota, Viridiplantae, Streptophyta, Magnoliopsida, Brassicales, Brassicaceae.